Arachis stenosperma is the source of this 1666-nucleotide messenger RNA. Its product is annotated as UDP-glycosyltransferase 73C6-like. The transcript has a single exon. Gene Ontology annotation, molecular function: UDP-glycosyltransferase activity. Lineage: Eukaryota; Viridiplantae; Streptophyta; Magnoliopsida; Fabales; Fabaceae. The record is from RefSeq and is a predicted model, not a curated record. Bases 25 to 1497 code for a protein of 490 amino acids.
UUAUCCAUCUCCAAGGAAACAAAAAUGGCUUCCCAAACACCACAGCUCCAUUUCGUUCUGUUUCCAUUAAUGGCACAAGGCCACUUGAUUCCGAUGAUGGACUUAGCAAAGUUAUUACUUCAGCGCAAUAACAAUAUUAUUGUCACGGUUGUCACAACCCCGAAAAACGCAGCAAGAUUCACAUCAACCUUCGCUCGCUACAUUGAUUCCGGUUACCAGAUUCGACAAAUCCAGCUUCAGUUUCCAUAUCAAGAAGCCGGCUUGCCAGAAGGAUGUGAGAAUCUUGACAUGCUUCAUUCACUUGGCAACGCUUUCAGCUUUUUCAACGCAGCAAGUCUUCUAAGGGAACCGGUGGAGAAGAUCUUCGAAGAGUUGUCGCCGCCGGCAAGCUGCAUAGUCUCCGAUAUGAGUCUGCCGUACACGAUCCACGUCGCUAAGAAAUUCAAGAUUCCAAGGGUUUCUUUCGCUGGAGUUAGUUGCUUCUGUUUAAUGUGUUAUGAUGCUUUGCAUACAAGUAAUGUGAGGAAUAGUGUUCAGGAUGAAACAGAGUACUUCGUUAUACCAGGUUUACCGGACGAAAUUGAAGUCACUAAAUCGCAGGUACCGGCACAGGUGGACGAGAAUUGGAGCAGGUUUGGUGAAGAGAUUUAUGCAGCUGAAAGUGAUUCUUAUGGAGUAAUCAUGAAUUCGUUUCAAGAAUUGGAGCCUGAGUAUGAAAGAAUGUACAAGAAGGUUAGAAAGGAUAAAGUGUGGUGUGUUGGUCCGGUGUCACUGAUCAACAAGGAUCAGUUGGAGAAGGUUCAAAGAGGAAACAGUGUUUCAGUUGAAGAGUGGAAGCAUCAAAAUUGGCUUGAUUCUCAAAAGCCAAAGAGUGUGAUUUAUGUCUGCCUUGGAAGCUUAAGUAAUGUAACUGCAAUUCAGUUGAUUGAGAUUGGUUUAGCCUUAGAAGAAUCUAGAAGACCCUUCAUUUGGGUAAUUAGAGAAGGGAAUCAAUUAGAGGCGCUAGAAAAGUGGAUUAAGGAAGAUGGUUUUGAAGAAAGAAUCAAAAGUAAGAGUGUUAUAAUUCGAGGUUGGGCUCCUCAGCUACUAAUACUGUCACAUCCUUCAAUUGGAGGGUUCUUGACACACUGUGGCUGGAACUCUACUUUGGAAGCUAUAUGCGCCGGCAUGCCGAUGCUGACGUGGCCGUUAUUCGCAGACCAGUUUCUGAACGAAAAACUAGUUGUCCAAGUACUAAAAGUUGGAGUGAUGGUUGGUGUGAAAAGUCCUACUGCUUGGGUGAAGGAAGAGGUUGGUGAACUGGUUAAGAAAGAAGAUAUUAAAAUAGCAAUAGAGGAGUUAAUGGAUGAGAAUAAUGGUGAAUGUGAAGAAAGAAGAGAAAGGAUAAAAAAGUUAGCGGAAAUGGCUAAAAGAUCUGUAGAAGAAGGUGGAUCUUCUCAUAGUAACUUGACUGUGUUUAUCAAAGAAAUUUUGCAUAAAAGCGUGGGAGGAAUAUGAUAAUAUAACUUUCCAAACUAAUGGCAAACAAUGUAAUUGCAAAUGUGUGAGAGUUUUUAGUAUGCUUAAUUUUUGGUGUGUUUGGAAUAUCAAAAUAUUUGACUAUAGGGCUCUUCAAUGUACAAUAUGCGGUUUGCACUUGGAAUCCAAUAAUGGUCUUGCUUAUUAA